AAAAAAAAAAAAAAAAUCCCUAACAAACAGCCAUGUCAGAAUCUUCAGAAUCGAAGAAUCUCCAGCAACUCUCUCUCUCACGUCCGGACAAAAACGUAAGACUUCUAGGACGGGCUUCCUUUUUCCCUCUCAAUUAAUGGUCACUGAGUCACUUCCCCACUGAAACCGCCGGAGUUGUUAGACACCAAAAAGAGCGUGAUUUCUGGGAAAGAAGACCCGGCUGUGGAAAUGGGGUGGGCUAUAGCAUUGCACGGCGGUGCCGGUGACAUACCCAGGAAUUUAGCCCCAGAACGACGUGAACCCCGAGAAGCCGCCCUUCGCCACUGCUUAGACAUCGGCGGCGCUGCUCUUAAAGCCGGAAAAUCCCCUUUGGAUGUUGUUGAACUCGUGGUUCGUGAACUGGAGGAUAGCCCACACUUUAAUGCUGGUAGAGGGUCUGUACUAACAACGAAUGGCACUGUUGAGAUGGAAGCUUGUAUAAUGGAUGGUACAAAAAGAUGCGGAGCUGUAUCUGGUCUUACCACAGUUGUCAAUCCCAUAUCUCUAGCAAGAUUGGUCAUGGAGAAAACUCCCCACAUUUACCUGGCAUUUGAUGGUGCCGAGGCAUUUGCAAGAGAACAGGGUGUUGAUACUCUGGAUGCCAGCCAUUUCAUCACCCCAGAAAACAUCGAGAGACUGAAACAGGCAAAAGAAGCUAACAGGGUUCAGAUUGAUUAUACACAACCUAUGCAAAAAAUUCCAAAUGGAACGUCAGAUGGUGAUAGUAGAAUUGGAACUGUUGGAUGUGUUGCUGUCGAUAUUAAUGGGAACUUAGCCACUGCUACUUCCACUGGUGGAUUGGUCAACAAAAUGGUCGGUAGAAUUGGGGAUACACCUGUUGUUGGUGCUGGAACAUAUGCCAACCAUCUGUGUGCAGUUUCUGCUACUGGCAAAGGUGAAUCCAUUAUACGGGCUACUGUGGGUAGAGAUGUCGCCGCGCUAAUGGAAUACAAAGGAAUGUCACUAAAGGAUGCAGCAGCUUAUGUUAUUGAGGAGUGUGCACCCAAGGGUACUGCUGGAUUGGUUGCUGUAUCAGCCACAGGAGAAGUUACCAUGCCUUACAAUACUACUGGCAUGUUCAGAGCUUGUGCAACAGAGGACGGCCAUUCUGAAGUCGCAAUCUGGAGUUAGGGAUCGAAUGGUACUAAUAGUAUUCUCCUUUAUUGUUCUUCAGGUUGCUAAAGUAGUUUCUUUAGUGGAUCAACAGACUUCUUUUCAAAUAUUGGAUGUAAGUUGUGCUUCUUUUGGUACCUUCUGAUAUUUUUUGCUAUUUGAGGAUAUUCUUGAGAGUUCGUGAAAUUAAAAGUUUCAUUAGAAAAGAGAACAACAAAAGCAUGAGUUUGGAACAACAGAGUAGCUGCUGUCGGGUUCACCAAUCUUUUCCUUCAUUAGGCUUGCAACACGACUAGCUGCUGUCGGGUUCAAGUCAUUGAUCCAAUCACCGACUUCUCCUUUUCUGAAAUAAGCAUUGUUAUUCAGUCGUAAGUUAGCAUUCCUUUUUCCAGGCUUAUUAACCUCCAGGUUACUAAGACUGUCAAAGCUACAGAGCUUCACAAUUUCUUCAACUAACCCAUUUUUCUCUGCCUCCUCUGUGAAAGGCAUUUGUAAGAAUUCUUCACUCCUGAAUGGCAAUCCUUCUUAAGAUCCUCAUAUUUGAGGAACAACCCACUUUUUCAGGGAAUUCCAAGCUUGCGUUCCAAUAAACCUGUAUUUGGUCCCAAAAGGGCCCGAAAGUCUGUUUUCCCUCAAGAAUAAACCCAGAGUAUGCUCCAUUACAACAUCCUUCUUUAUGUCCCAAUCGAUGAAAAUGCCAAUCUGAUACUAAUUGAUCCAAAGGGUUUCUACAAAGAUAGACAAUCUUACAUUUGAAGCUGGAAAUGGAAUCAGGAAGUGAAUUGUACGGCAUGCGAGUUGCUUAAACAUGAUGGUGAAUUGGUAAUGAGUCUCAUCGCAAUUCCCCAGCUCAGCAAGCUGAAACUCAAAAGGCACGAGUUCAUGAG
Molecule: messenger RNA, 2039 nt
Organism: Oldenlandia corymbosa var. corymbosa
Lineage: Eukaryota; Viridiplantae; Streptophyta; Magnoliopsida; Gentianales; Rubiaceae
Source: the annotation of a GenBank genome assembly